This is a messenger RNA of Thlaspi arvense, 3062 nucleotides long. The record is from the annotation of a GenBank genome assembly. Lineage: Eukaryota; Viridiplantae; Streptophyta; Magnoliopsida; Brassicales; Brassicaceae.
CGGCCAUUGCCUUUGCCACCACUCUCUUCUUCAGGCUUCAGCUAAAGAGAUGUUACGAGCACUUUUUUUUUCUUUUAUUCCCGAAAUACCCUUCUUUUCAUUUCUCACCUAAAUUCACCCCCAAAUUUGCAAAUUCAACGACUCGUGAGGACGACCUCGGCGAUGAUGGAGCGAACGUACGGCCGCCGCAAGCCGGGCAUGUCGAGGACCUUCUCCGACUCUCUAAACGACACCGUUUCGCAGGCGGAAUAUAUCUCUUCCUCUUCGUCGCCGGACAUCGAACCCCUUGAUCACUCUCUUCUUCCUUUCUCCAGUCAAGAGUCGUCCUCUCUCCGGCAUUCUUCUUCGAGGUCACUUUUCCAAGAGGGUUAUUCACGGAACGGAAGCGUACGGAGGGCGAAAAGAGUGAGGAACGGCGACGCUUUCGCUUUUACUUCCACGUUGCUUGAGGCGCAGGAGUUCGGAGAGCUGAUGGAGCACGAGGACGAGGUUUACUUUGCGCUUGGUGGGUUGAGGAAAGGAGAGCAGCUGAGGAUCAGAAGGGCCAGCUUGUUGUCUCUACUGUCGAUUUGCGAAUCUCAACACCAGCGCCGCUCCUUGAGGGCUCAGGGGAUUUCCCAAUCCAUAAUUGAUUCGAUUAUGAGUCUUAGCCUUGAUGACAUACCAAGCAAUCUUGCCGCAGCCACCCUUUUCUUUGUGCUAACUGCUGAAGGUCAAGACGAGUACUUUAUGGAGUCACACAGGUGCAUCAAGUUUCUGAUAAAGUUGUUGAAACCUGUGAUUGUCACUAGCACCCAAGGGAAGCCACACAACAUAGGAUUUAAGCUCAUAUCAUUACUUAAGGAUGUUGAUCCAGCACGGGAUACAGCGAAAAUGAAAGAUAAAAGCGCCAGUACUAUACUUAUGAGAGUCCAGAAACUUCUUGUUAGUUGCAAGGAAAUGCGAUCUACUGAUAGCUAUAAAACUGAAACAACGAGACCUGAUCUAAGUACGAAAUGGUUAGCUUUGUUGGCCAUGGAGAGGGCGUGCUUUACCAAAAUUUCUUUUGAUGAUGCUUCUGGCGCUGUGAAAAGGAGCUGUGGGAAUUUCAAAGAGAAACUGCGAGAACUAGGAGGACUUGAUGCAGUCCUUGAGGUUGCUAUGGACUGUCACAGUGUUAUGGAGCGCUGGGUGGAAUACGACGCACUGUCCUUCCAGGAUAAGAAAGAUAACCUGCAUAAGCAGAGUUUAAUGUUGCUUCUAAAGUGUCUGCAAAUCAUGGAGAAUGCUACGUUCCACAGCACAGACAACCAGAAUCAUUUGCUCGGAUUUAAGAAAUGUUUGGGUUCUCGUGAAUCUCGAAUUUCUUUCACAGAGCUCACGUUAAGUACCAUUAAGAUGCUCUCAGGUCUUCGGCUACGUGGAUGUAUUUCAAGUCCUCUCAGGAACAAUGUAAAUCCUCACUGCUCAAAUAGUGGUAUCUUGGGAGCAGACUAUAAAGUUAACAAUGAGGUCGUGACAAUCAGUUCAGAUACAUGCUCAACCCUUGGCUCUAUCUCCACGAGGAAUGGGAGUGUAUCACAGAGAAGUCAAUCAAUAAUCGAUUUAGAUUUCUCGCCGACAUCAAUGUCGGGUUCUCAAUCAAGUGUGUCAGGAAAUGAGCCCACUACGUCACCAACAAGAGCCAGUUCCACCAUCUCUGGUUCAUUCGCAGGCAGAUUGGCGUCAUUGGGUAGUGGCAUUGGCAGAAGUACUUCAAGGACUAGUCAAGUUGGAGAACCAAGUUGUAGAAGAAACGGAAAUUUUUCUACCCUAGAGGAAACCCAAGAUCCUUUUGCGUUUGUUUCGGAAGAUUCUGAACCUUCCAAGUGGGCAGUGGUAUCUGUAAAGCAAAAGAAAUCUGGAGCUCAAAAGAAGAAAGGAUGCUACAAACAAAGUAAAGAUGAACGAUUAAACCAUAGGUUGAGUUCCCAGGAAGAAUCAAGUGACAGAGGCUGCAGUAUAUCGCUGCAAGUAUCUUCUUCUACAAAUGACAUUGAUGAAGAAUGUCUGUGUCUCUUAUCUGAUUGCCUUCUAACAGCCGUAAAGGUUUUGAUGAACUUAACAAAUGAUAACGCCCUCGCUUGUCGCCAAGUUGGUGGGUGCGGAGGGCUGGAAAGCAUGGCUGAAUUAAUUGCCAGACACUUUCCGUCUUUCACCAGAUCUCCCCUUUUCAGUGAGAUGGAGAAGACGGGAUCCCAUCAGAAGAAAGACAAACAUCUUACAGAUCAGGAGUUAGAUUUUCUUGUUGCCAUCUUGGGUUUGCUGGUAAAUUUGGUUGAGAAAGACGGCGUGAACAGAUCACAGCUUGCUUCAGCGAGUUUUCCUAUUACAAAGCCAGAAGGGUUGCCAGAGAGUGAAGAGGAGAUGAUUCCUUUAUUAUGUUCAAUCUUUCUCACCAAUCAAAGAUCAUCAGACACCAAAGAGGAACCAACUACAUUCACCUUAGACGACGAAGAAGCUGUUUUAGAAGGCGAAAAGGAAGCUGAAAAGAUGAUUGUGGAGGCAUACUCUGCUCUACUGCUCGCCUUUCUUUCAACUGAAAGUAGAAGUAUACGCAACUCCAUCAAAGACUAUCUCCCGAAACGCAAUCUUGCAAUUCUUGUACCAGUCUUGGAGAGAUUUGUGGCAUUUCACGCGACUCUGAACAUGAUCCCUCCGGAGACACAUAAAGCAGUGAUGGAAGUAAUAGGAUCUUGCAAAUUACCGUAAAAAGGGAUACAAAAAGUCUUCAUUCUCCGUUUUUUUUUCUGUACAGCUUCUGCAAAAAAAACUUGGAAUGCUCUGGGGGUGAUCACUGACUCUGGUGAUGAGAGACAAUUAUAAUUCAUAAUGAUCAUGUUGAUGUUUGUUAUAAGGCUACAAUUAGUAUGUUAGAUCUCUCUUUUUAGAGUUUAUUUUACGUUUGUCUGUCUCGGCGUAGGGUUGUUUUAGUGGUCUUUCACUUAACACUCCAUUCUUUUGUAGUUUUCUCCAUACACUUAUAAUCAUAUAUAUACAAGUUUGCUUUCCAGACUCUUCUUUUUUAGUUUGCUACAUUAUAG